This is a messenger RNA of Elaeis guineensis (African oil palm), 1602 nucleotides long. The record is from RefSeq and is a predicted model, not a curated record. Lineage: Eukaryota; Viridiplantae; Streptophyta; Magnoliopsida; Arecales; Arecaceae.
AUGAGCAACAGAGAGAAUGAAGUUUCCACGAAUCCGACCAGUAGAAAGAAAGAAGCAAGAAGAACUACGAGAAGAGAUGCCAACCAGUCUGCUGAGCAUGCUCUUAAUGCGCCAGCCACUCAGGCAGAUAUUGUUGGAGUAUGCCUAGUGGUGGCUCAGCUUAUACAGCAACAACAGCAGACACGAGCUGCUUCUCAACCUGUACCAUCUUUAGAGUUAUAUUAUGAGAGGUUUAGAAAGCUUAAUCCACCAUUAUUUGAGGGUGGACCAGAUCUUAUGGCUGCGAAAAUAUGGAUUCGAGAGAUGGAGAAGAUGUUUGAUGCCCUGCAGUACCCUGAGAACGUGAAGGUCAGAAUAGGACGCAUGGUACGAGAUUAUCCUAUUAAGAAAAAGGAUAGUUCAAAGACUUCCAAGUUAGUAGAUCAGAAACAACAAGAAAAUGCACGGGUGUUCGCUUUGACCCAACAAGAUGCCAGUGCAAGCAAUCAAAUAGUUGCAGAUAACAGCACGCAAACUACAAUGAAUGAUUUGGAAAAUAAUUUGCUUUUGUCGGAAGAGUACAAUAACCGACUAUGUGAACUCAUGCUUGAAGAAGAAAAUGACAAAUUAGAUAAAGUUGAAGGUAUGAAAGAUGAUGGCACUGCAAAUGAGAAUUCCAAUGAAACAGAGGAUAACGAGGGGUUUAGAAAUUUCAGAAAAGGAGAUGAAGAAAGGCAAAGAAUUCAAGCGGACUCAAGAACUGGAUGCCAAGCACUUAUUGCAAUAAAAAAGACAAAAGAUGGGAAGUGGGUGGCCUUGCAAGUGGUUGAAACUCAUAAUCACCCUUUAACAACUCCAAGCAAAACCCGUAAUCACCGAUCUCAUGGGCAUAUAUCUAAUGGUGAAGCAGAAAUGAUCAAGAAUAUGCAUUCAGUGGGAAUCAGGACAAAUCUUAUAAUGAGUGUAAUGGCCGUUGAGGUAGGGGGAUCUCAAAAUGUUAGCUUCAGAGAGAAAGAUAUAAGAAAUUUUUGCCAAAAGGAAUGGCAAAAAGGAGAUGCAGCAGCUAUGUUGGAAUAUUUAGAGAGACAACAAGUAGAUAAUCCAUCAUUUUUUUAUUCAAUUCAAGCUGAUUCUGAAGGUCAUAUGACAAAUUUUUUUUGGGCUGAUGCAAGGUCAAGAAUAGACUACCACUAUUUUGGAGAUGUUGUUUGUUUUGAUCCGACUUACCUAACUAAUAGAUAUGGCAUGCCAUUUGUCCCAAUCAUCGGCAUCGACCAUCAUUAUCAAACAAUCAUAUUUGGGGGUGCAUUGCUUUUCGAUGAAAGAGAAGAAUCAUUUGCUUGGGUGUUCUCUACAUGGAUGAAGGCUAUGGAAGGUAAGAGACCCAAAGUAAUUCUUACGGAUCAAGAAUCAGCAAUUGGUGGAGCAAUUUCACUUGUUUUACCAGAGAGUCGUCAUCGUUUUUGCAUAUGGCAUAUUAUGCGAAAUGGAUUGAAGAACAUCCCUCAUGUGUUUAAUAAAUACAAAGGUUUUGAGAAUGAUUUCACUGAUUGUUUGUAUGGUGGUGAAACUGUUGAGGAGUUUGAAGUUAAUUGGGGAAGCUUACUUGAUAAGUAUAACUGA